Messenger RNA from Euleptes europaea (tarantolino), 5148 nucleotides. RefSeq names its product cilia and flagella associated protein 74 (gene CFAP74). The transcript has 38 exons. NCBI's taxonomy places the organism in Eukaryota, Metazoa, Chordata, Lepidosauria, Squamata, Sphaerodactylidae. The record is from RefSeq and is a predicted model, not a curated record.
AUGGAUGAUGUGAAGUCUCCCGGUAUUUUGGAAGAAAAUCUGACUACUGAUUUACGUUUCCUGGAAGAGGAGAAUGCUGAAAAAGAGAUCAUACCAGAACAAUUCUGGCAAGCUGAGGAGAGCUGGAAAGGACUCAGAUUUGAAGAUGAGUACAAUGAAGAGUUCUGCAAAGUUGCUUCUGAAGGAGAUGGGGAAGAUUCUGACGCUAGUGGGGAGAUCCCGGGACAGCAUGCAACCCACAGCGGCAGAAGACUCAUGAGCUACCCGGAUCGAGUUCGCAUACUCAACUUGCGCCGGAACCUGAACCAGCUCGACAGCCUUGCCAAAGAAAAGAGUAUAAUCUUUCGAAAAACCAGGGAAGAACUGAAUGCCUGCCAUUUGCGGAUCGAGAUGCUAACAAUGCAACAAAGGGACGUGGAGAGAGAGAUUGGGAGAGAGAAGGAGGCUGGAAAUACAGCGGCGGUGUUCCGCCUACAGGCGACGCAGAGGCGUUUGUGUGAUGAACUGGUAAAUGAAAAGGACCUGGAGUCCAAAAUUGCUGAGAUGCUGAACGAAAACAUGCUCGGGAUGUGGAAGAUAGAAAUCGAACAAGGCAAGUUUGCAGACCUCCGUAAGGAGAUCACACAGGACGAGAAAGAGCUUGAGCAGCAGCGCCGAGAGCAAGCGGAAGGACGGCUCGAGAAGCAGGCGGAGCGAGUGGUGAUGCUGAACCAGAAGCACCUGGCCGCAGAGAGAGAACAGAAGGAAGCCACUGGGGAUUACGAGCAAAAGGUUUCCAAAGCUUUGGACGAGGCUCGGAGGAACCGCGAAAAAGCUGUACAGUUUCUGAAGUCCAGCUUGGCCAGGUCUUCCAUUUCAACCUCUCCUUACAGUUAAAUUUCAAAGAGCGUUCGAGAGCAAGAAGCCAGCGAGGAACAGAAGCGCCAGGAGUACAUGCGUAGAAGGAUGGAAACGGUGUUAUCUCUGAAGAAUGACAUCACUUCCACUCGGGAAAAUCUCCGAACCCUCCAGGCCCAAGACAAAGCCCAUGCGAUGGAAGCCAAAGAGCAAGAUCAGAAGAUGAAGGAGGCCAUCCAGGCCGAGGGCCUCAAUGUCAAGUGGGAGUUUUUGCUCCAUAAGCGACAGGAAGAGUUUGAGCGACAGAAGAAGGAAAUUUUGGAACAGCAGAAAGAGAGGAAAAUUGAAAUCGUAGCUCGGAUUUUGAGAGAAGAAGCUCAGCUGGAGAAAGUGAGGAAGCAGUCACGCCCACGGAGACACAAAAACCAGGGGAAGCUCUCUGAUUCUGUAAUGUGGCGUAGAAAAACAUGGCGGUAUAUAGAGAACAAAUGUGCCAAACCGGAUGCAAUUCCUACUCAGAAAUCCUGUCGCACGCCUUCGCCGCCUUCUUCUCCAGAUGACCUAGCUGGUGUUCGGAGCGAGUCUACUUGGAAAGUAACCCAAGAGAUGUCACCUGAACGCAAAGAUGAAGGAAAGGAGGAAGACUUGAGGGAGACUUUAGCCGAACCAGAGUUUACAGGUCUUUGGGAUCAAGAGUACGACAUAUCCAAGGUGCCAGAUAGCAGAACGGAUUCCAAACCUUUGGGUGCCAGUAAACUGGAGAAGGAUAUCUUUGCUCAAAACUUGGAGAAGCUGCACAGCGGAAUCAUUCACAAACACCGAGUCUCUGGGCGUGAAUUUAAGGGGUGCCCUUUCUACAGCAAGCCAAGCCUUAUUCACUUCAAGGACUUUGACGUCGGCAAAACUUAUAAAAAGAAGAUGAUUUUGAUCAACGCCUUCUAUAGCAUUAACUACUGCAAGCUGGUGGGAGUUAGUGAACACCUCAAGGACUUUUUCACUGUUCACUUUGACCCUCCCGGCCCCAUGUCUGCCGGAAUGUCCUGCGAAGUCGGAGUGACCUUUAAACCAAUGAUAAAUGAAGAUCUCGAAGGAGAAGUAACUUUUUUAUCUCAGAUUGGCUCCUUUUCAAUCCCGUUAAAAUGUUCAACCAAGAAAUGUGUGCUGGCGCUCGAUAAAGAGCUCAUUGACUUCGGCACUCAUGUGGUGGGAGAGACAAUUUCACGGAUCAUCACCUUGACGAACAGUGGGGCCUUGGCGACACGAUUCCAGCUUCGCAGAUCAGCCAGUUCAGACGCCACGCACCCAGUGACAUCGCCCCCUUCCUUCGAGAGAGCGGUCUGUAGACGUUUGGCGGACAAAAUCUCCACUGAGAAAGGCAGCAGCACCGGUCUAGCUGAGUCCGUUGUUGAGAAGGAUAACAUUUCUUUUCACCAUUCUGAGGAAAUUAUACAGCACAUCGGCCUCCCCGAGAGAUCGAAAACUGAUGUCCUCUCGACCACCAGCCAUUUAGGAACGACGAGUGAUCUGGGGUCUGUGCUGGAAGUAACAGACGAAGCUUCGCUGUGCUCUCUGGUCCUGAGCCCUCUGGAGCAACAACCCCAGGAAGAACUAGCUGAAAUUACAUUGGGCAAGGUUACAGAAGGUGAUAUUGGACCCUUCAGCUCUGUCAAGCUUCAUAUUAUUUUCACACCAGCAGUUCCUGGGGAUGUUCGUGCUGAAUUCAACAUUACUUUCGACAACCCAGAUUGCAAUCCUUUGCAUUUCAGCGCCGUUGCCGUUUCUGUGUCUGUGCCGGUGUGGGUGCCCAAUCCAGAUGUCGACCUCAAAAUCUGUAUGUACGACAGGCUGUAUCAGGACUGCAUCAUCAUUCAAAGUAGAGCAACAUCCGCGCUGCGCUUGAGGUUUGAGGUUUGCAACGAAUUGGCCAACCACAUGGAACUGCUUCCAAAGACCGGCUACAUUCAAGCCCAUUCCUCCUUCAGCGUGCAGCUGAAGUUCCUGCCAAGAAAAUCUCUUCCAGAAGAUGCGGGAAAGUACUUUGAUGAACAGACCAGGGUCUUGGAAGUCCCAAUGACCAUAGUAGUUUCAGAUCAGAGAAAGCCAGUUGAAUUUUCCGUCCACGCAGUUGUCACCACCUCAGAUCUGGAGAUCAAUCCAGCGGAAGUGAAUUUUGGAUACUGCUCUAUCUACGAAGCAAUCCAGAGCACGAUCACGCUCACAAACAAAUCUAUUCUACCGCAGGAGUUUGGCUUUGUAGGACUCCCGGAGUUUGUAGAAAUUCAACCCAAUGAUGGAUUUGGAACUCUCCUCCCGCUUGAAAGUCUGACCCUGGACAUCAUCUUCAAAGCCAACAAGGCAAAGGAAUAUAACUUUGAGCUGACCUGCAAGACAGAGAUCAACAGACAAUUCAAGCUGUCCUGCACAGCCAUCGGUGUCCACCCCCCUCUGGAGCUCUCGCAUUACUUGGUUCGGUUUUCUGCCACCGCUCUCAAUGACCAUUCGAAGGCCACCCUCUUUGUAAUCAACAACCACGUCAGCCUCAAUCCGUUCACUCACGCCAUCCCGAGGAUCGGCAAGGGGGACGUCGCCCCCGUCGGGCCCACUUCCUUCCAGUUCCUCAUCCCGGAAGACUCCCCCAUCACGAUCAUGCCGUGCGUCGGAACGGUUCUGCCUGGAAAGAAGUGCUUGGUGGAAGCGACUUUCCACCCAGUGGUGAGCGAACAGCUGAUCAGGCAAGAGGCGGUUGAAAUGAUGCGCCGGGCUGCUGAAAUGAAGGCGCUGGCGGAGAAGAAGGCCCGGGAGCUGGAACUGCAGAAGAAGAAAGAGGAGGCCCUAGCUGGACGUAGGAGACUGGGAAGCGGCUCCUUCCUGGGCCAGUUCUCCAGGGACAAAUACAGCAAACAUACAAUCAAGGUGUUUGAGAUUCUCGAACCGGAAAACAUUCUGCCAAAUUCUGAAGAAUAUAUUGCAGCUCAUUUGGCCCUGAUUCGGAGUUACACUGAACGAUUUGACAGCUAUAUUAUACCCUGCCUGGUCGCAAGUGGUGCUAUAGAUGAGAAGAAAGGACCCGAAAACUUGCAGUACAGUCCAUACAACACCUUGUACUUAGAGCUGCAUUGUCCUGCAAUGGCGCCCUCUCUGCUGCUGAUUUCGAACAAUGGUAGAAGCACCAUCAACUUUGGCUGUGUUGCUCUGGGGCACAGAAUUAAGAGAGAAAUCAGGAUACAGAACAUUUCCCAAGAACAACUAUCUCUGGGAUAUUCCCUCUUGAAUCCGUUUGGACCAUUCUGGUUGUUGAAUCCCAUUCGCACGAUUGGGGAAGGAGAAACCAAAGAGCUCAACGUCUCGUUCUGUCCUGAGGAAAGCAGAGUGUUUGCGGAAAUGCUGGAAAUCCGAUGCGAGAAAGCUACCCUCUCCAUCACUCUGACCGGCGAGGGAGUGAUCACUUCGAUCCUUUGCUCGGUGGAAGGAGACGUGUUCAACUUGGGAUAUAUCAUCGCCAAGGAAACGGUCACUUCCACUUUUAAGAUAGAAAAUACUUCCUCCAUAGACCUGAAAUUCUCCAUCCUUCUCGAGUCUCUCUCGCCAAACCGAGACAAAGAGCUGCAGAAGCUUCCUGCUUUCCUCACAUCUCAAGGAAAAAUGGACUUAGUUGGUACACAGAACUACAGCGGCCUGAGCGUGUUCAGCGUCUCCCCAGUCCAAGGCAUCAUCAGUACCGGGAAGACCCAGGAGUUCACCGUCACCUUCAGCCCCGACCACGAGAGCCUGUAUUAUUCCGACUGCCUACAGGUCAUGCUCUUUGACAUGGAAGUCAUCCGCGUCAUCCAGCUGAAAGGGUCAGCGAGGAACCACAUGAUGUACGUGGAAGGAGGCGACCCACUGGACGUACCCAUAGAGUCAUUGGCUGUGACAACAUCUAUGGCGGAAGAAGCCGCCAAAGCAGAAGGUGAGAGGGUCACGAAGCCCAUCCUUCUGAGGCUGGAGUGCAUUCAGUCCGAGACCACGGUGAUCCCCGGCGUCAGGGAGCUGAGAGUGGGUGCAAUACGAACGGCCCAGUUCACAUCGAAAAAGAAUGUAGAAUUCAGCUGGGAAAGCCUGUCGAUCCUGCAGAUGAAAGGAUUCACCAUCGACCCUGUGAAAGGAACGGUUGAACGCGGGCAAACCAAAGCCAUUACUGUUUCUUGGGUGCCCCCUGCUGGCUCAGAUCCCAAUCAGCUUGUGACAGGAGCAGCCAUGCUGACUCUGAAAGGGGACAUUAAAGAAGUCUACAGCGUCUACUUCGUGAGCAGGAUUGUGAUCAAGUCCUAG